AGGAGGAGUCUGGGCUCUCACCUCCAAAGUGAUCCUUCUUCCCUGCCACGUCCAGUGACCAGCCAACAGCAGCCGCCUGAGCCAUGAAGCUGGUGGUGGUCCUCAUGCUGAGCGCCCUCCCCCUUUCCUGCUAUGCCGGUUCUGGCUGUGCAUCGUUGGAGGACAUGAUUGAUAACACCAUUGAUCCUUCGGUGACGGAGGAUCAAUACAUCGAAGGUCUUGAAGAGUUCAUACCGGGUGAUGACACUGAACAGUACCUCAGGGAAUUUAAGCAGUGCUUUCUCAACCAGAGUAACAGAACUCUGAGCACUUUCAGCGAGAUGAUGGACAAAAUAUACGACAGCGCGCCGUGUGCCUCCUACUGACCCACAGGACCUUUCCUCCGACGACAGAUGGCCCGACAGCGACUCUCCAUCGCAGAACCACAGCUUAGCUCCCCUCUGUGCCUUUUGAUCCUGAAACUGCAAGACAAUUGUUGAAACCUCC
Myotis brandtii (Brandt's bat) is the source of this 486-nucleotide messenger RNA. RefSeq names its product mammaglobin-B. Bases 84 to 365 code for a protein of 93 amino acids. NCBI's taxonomy places the organism in Eukaryota, Metazoa, Chordata, Mammalia, Chiroptera, Vespertilionidae. The transcript is spliced from 3 exons. Gene Ontology annotation, biological process: androgen receptor signaling pathway. The record is from RefSeq and is a predicted model, not a curated record.